Penicillium lagena is the source of this 1608-nucleotide messenger RNA. Its product is annotated as WD40 repeat domain-containing protein. NCBI's taxonomy places the organism in Eukaryota, Fungi, Ascomycota, Eurotiomycetes, Eurotiales, Aspergillaceae. The transcript is spliced from 3 exons. Bases 1 to 1608 code for a protein of 535 amino acids. Gene Ontology annotation, molecular function: protein binding. The record is from RefSeq and is a predicted model, not a curated record.
AUGACCUUGAUCUCAAGUCGUUACCAGAACCUCCUCUACCACCUCGAAUUUGUUGCCCCUCGGACCCAGAAUCAUUCACCCCACGCUGCGAUUUCUCGCGGAACAUUUCAGCUGCACAACCCCGGACCUGCUCAACUGUCCCACCCACCGCCAUUGUCUUUGCAGAAGCGUCGCACUAGCUUUGACCUCACGGGAGCUUUCCAACGUUGUGGGAUCAGGGCCGGUGACCCAGCAUGGCACAAGUCUAUCAUAGCGUAUCUCUCAGCGAACGAUCUACCGGAGACGGCUGCGACGCUCAGGAAGGAACUGGCCAUUGCCGAGGACAGCUUCGAUGCAAGUACAGUGAAAAAGUAUGAAACACUGCUGGAGAAGAAAUGGACAAGCACGGUUCGCCUACAAAAAAAGGCAAGUCGGAAAUUAAAGAUUAUCUGGGACGCUAUAAUGGACCUUGAGUCCCGUAAUGCAACCUUGCAAUCGGAACUUGACAGCUCGACGCCUGCCUCCCUCCGUGCACGCAAUAAAGACCCCGAAUCCUGGCUUCCACAACAACACCCCCGGUACUCACUGCAUUCGCAUCGCGACACUAUCAAUUGUAUCGCAUUUCAUCCCAAAUUUUCUUCCAUAGCGUCCGGGUCUGACGACUUCACGAUUAAAAUAUGGGACUGGGAACUUGGAGAAUUGGAGAUGACUCUCAAGGGCCAUACAAGAGCGGUGCGCGGUCUCGAUUAUGGCGGUCCUCCAGGGGGCAUCCUUCUAGCCUCCUGCAGUUCCGACCUUACCAUCAAGCUAUGGAAUCCGACAGACGGGUAUAAAAAUUUCCGGACGCUACAGGGCCACGACCAUAUUGUUAGCGCUGUGCGGUUCAUACCCAAUGGGAGCUUGCUUGCCAGUGCAAGCAAAGAUAACGACGUGAGGUUAUGGGAUGUAACUAAUGGGUAUUGCGUGAAGACGAUAUCAGGACACACAGGCUGGGUGCGAGACGUCUGCCCAUCCAUCGAUGGAAAGUUCUUGCUCUCUACCGGAGACGACAUGACUGUCCGACUGUGGGACAUUUCCUUGGCGAAGCCGGAAAACAAGCUGACCUUGAUCGGCCAUGAGAACUUCAAUGAGUGCUGCGCGAUUGCUCCACCAACCUCCUAUCGCUACCUUGCGCCUUUAGCCGGAUUGAAGGUCUCGUCUGCGGGGACUACCGCAGAGUUCAUGGCGACUGGAUCGCGCGACAAGACCAUCAGACUCUGGGACGCCCGCGGGAAAUGCCUCAUGACGUUGAUCGGCCAUGACAACUGGGUACGGGCGGUUGUUUUCCAUCCCGGAGGGAAAUAUCUUCUUUCUGUCUCGGAUGACAAGACAAUACGUUGUUGGGACUUGAGCCAAGAAGGUAAAUGUGUGAAGACGCUCAGGGACGCACAUGAAAGUUUCAUUACAUGCUUGAAGUGGGCUCCGGGAAUAGCCAAAGAUAUACAAACGGAUCCUGCCAGUGCCUCGGGAGCACAGGCUGCGGACGGUACAGAGGCACCGAAGAGCAAGGCCGGCGGAGAAGCCUCGCAGAUCCGUUGUGUUAUUGCGACUGGCAGCGUGGAUCAGAAGCUACAGAUAUUUGCGGGCUGA